This is a messenger RNA of Syngnathoides biaculeatus (alligator pipefish), 4308 nucleotides long. RefSeq names its product plakophilin-4-like. Gene Ontology annotation, molecular function: cadherin binding. Gene Ontology annotation, cellular component: cytoplasm; nucleus; plasma membrane. The record is from RefSeq and is a predicted model, not a curated record. Gene Ontology annotation, biological process: cell-cell junction assembly; cell-cell adhesion. NCBI's taxonomy places the organism in Eukaryota, Metazoa, Chordata, Actinopteri, Syngnathiformes, Syngnathidae. The coding region runs from base 115 to 3489 and encodes 1124 amino acids. The transcript has 21 exons.
GGUCCCUGCUCCGUCUGAAUCCAAACGCGACACUGUCCACACAAUCUUUCGGUUUCACAGACGCCACCUAAGCAGCAGCCCAAUUCUGGACUCCAUAGCGUCAAGGUAACAGAGAUGGAGGCAGUGGACUCACAAGGUGAAGGGUCCAUGGCGGUCAGAGAUGGGCCGAGCGACCGCAGCAAGCCGUCGGCCAGCGCGGGGAACACCACCACUAACUUGUUGGCCUCAGUCAAAGAACAGGAGCUGCAGUUUGAGCGGCUGACGCGAGAGUUGGAGGAGGAGCGUCAGAUAGUGGCCAGCCAGCUGGAGAGGUGCAUGCUGGGAGCCGAGUCGCCGGUGGCAGAUAGCAGCAGCUCGUCUGAGAAGUCGUUUGCUUGGCGGACUGCGGGAGACUCACAGGGCACGGCGGCGUCUGCGUGUCAAGGUCAUCACAUGGAGGCAGAGGGACUCUACCCGCCCGAAGCGGACCAAGCAUCGCUGCAUGACAGUGAGGACUCGGGAGGCCACUCGGCUCACAUGACUUCCUAUUCAGACAGUGGCUACCAGGACAGCAGUGUCGGUUACUACAGCAACCAGAAUGUGGUGCGUUCGGAGCCCCGUGCCUCUGUUUCGAGGAGCCCAAGAGCGGAGGGUCAAGCGUCUGGGCAGCCUUCUGGCCGGAUGCUGCGAAAGAUGGCAUCCCUCCCAUCCAGGAGCCAGUCUCCUGCCUGUGCCACGGUCUCACCCUCUCGUAUUUCAUUGCGAACAUCCCAGGGCAGCACCUAUGACUCGCCCGUUCUCUCGGAGCCCAAACCGCUGGCAACAGUGUUCCCUGGAACCAGCAUGCCACCCUCCUGCCCGUCACCCUCCUCCCCGGGUGACGGCACGCCGGACUUCGGCGGCAGGGGGGUAGGCAGCAGUGGCCGUCUGGGUUCCACUCUCUCCCUCAUUGAGGGGAGGGGUUUGCUGGGGUCACCACUGCGCACCGGGAUGACUGCAGUACCCCAGUAUUACGGCUCCACACUGCCAAGACAGAGCCAGUCACUGGGCUACGGAGCUGACCCGUAUGGACUGUACCAAAGGAGUGCCCUGCCCCGCCCUGACAGCCUCAUAGGCCUUCACAGCUCCUACACUGGUCAGUCAACCCAGAUUGAGGCAGAUCUGAGAGCAACGUUUUCCCCAGAUUCCCACAUGACGCCAGUUUUUGAUGACCCCACCUUCCACAGCCCCUUGUAUCACAGCCCCUCGCAAGAACUGCAGGGCUCUCUCUUCGGUACAGGUACAGGCGUAGGGACCCUCCGUCGGACCACAAGCCAUUGCAGCACUCUGCCGUACCAAAGAAGCAGCUACGGGCUGAACAAUACAACUGUGUACGUCGACUCCUUCAGGGCCCCCAACGAUCCAGUGUACUCGCACCAGCACUCGGAACUGGUGGAGCGGAUGGUCACCCGGACGCCGUCCAUCGAAAGCAUUCACAAAGACCCCAGGGAGUUUGCGUGGCGAGACCCCGAGCUGCCGGAGGUCAUCCACAUGCUGCAGCACCACUUCCCGUCCGUGCAGGCCAACGCCGCAGCUUAUCUGCAGCAUCUGUGUUUUGGAGACAACCGCGUCAAAGUGGAGGUGUGUCACCUAGGAGGGAUCCAGCACCUGGUGGAUCUGCUGGACAACAAGGCAGCCGAAGUACAGAAGAGUGCCUGCGGGGCCUUGAGGAACCUCGUGUAUGGAAAAGCCACAGACAACAACAAGGUGGCGCUGAGAAACUGCGGUGGCGUUCCUGCUCUCUUGCGCCUCCUCAGGAAGACGACAGACAACGAAGUCCGUGAGCUAGUGACUGGGGUUCUGUGGAACCUCUCGUCCUGCGAUGCAGUGAAGAUGACCAUCAUCCGCGAUGCCCUCAGCACACUGACCAACACGGUGGUCAUCCCCCACUCGGGCUGGAGUAGUGUGUCACACCGUGAUCAACACAAGAUCAAGUUUCAGUCGUCUCUGCUACUUCGAAACAGCACCGGCUGUCUGAGGAACCUGAGCUCAGCAGGGGAGGAGGCCAGGGGUCAGCUGCGUUGCUGUGAGGGUUUGGUGGACUCACUGCUUCACAUCCUCAAAGCCUGUGUCAAUACCUCUGACUACGACAGCAAGAUUGUGGAGAACAGCGUGUGCACCCUGAGGAACCUUUCUUACCGGCUGGAGGUAGAGAUGCCAUCCUCUCGUCUCUUGGGCAACCAGGAGCUGGACAACCUCCUGGGGUUCUCAUCCACGGCCAAAGAGCUUGAUUACAUCUGCUGGGGGAAGAGGAGGCGUGGUCGGAAAAGGACCGACUGGCCAGAUGAAAAUUGGGACGGCAUCGGACCCAUCCCGGGAUUUUCUCAGGCUCUGAGGGGUGCCGAGCUGCUGUGGCAUCCGAUGGUGGUCAGACCGUACCUCAACUUGCUGGCGGAAAGCUCAAACGCUGCCACGCUGGAGGGGGCCGCCGGAUCGCUGCAAAAUCUGUCUGCAGGAAACUGGAAGUUCUCGGCGUACAUCCGAGCGGCAGUGCGCAAGGAGAAAGGUUUGCCCAUCCUGGUGGAACUGCUGAGGAUGGACAACGACCGCGUCGUCUGCUCUGUCGCCACCGCCCUGCGCAACAUGGCGCUGGACGGACGCAACAAGGAGCUCAUAGGAAAGUACGCCAUGCGAGAUCUGAUUAACCGGCUGCCCGGUGAAAAUCCAUCGGUCCUGUCAGACGACACGGUGGCGUCCGUCUGCUGCACCCUGCACGAGGUCACCACCCGCAACACGGAGAACGCCAAAGCGCUGGCCGACAGCGGCGGAAUCGAAAAGUUGGUGGAUAUCAGCAAAGGACGAGGCAAAGGGUACUCAAUGAAGGUUAUAAAAGCAGCUGCUCAGGUUCUGAACACGUUGUGGCAGUACAGAGAACUGAGGAGUCUCUACAAACAGGACGGAUGGAACUACACCCACUUCGUCACGCCGGUGUCGACUUUGGAGCGGGACCGCUACCGGUCGCAGCCGACGCUCCCCACCAGCCCCAUUCACAUGUCCCCCGUCAUUCAAUCCGGUGGUAGCGCUACCUCCUCACCUGCGAUGCUCGGGAUCAGGAGGCACAGCUCCAAUUACCCGAGAGCGCAGUCAUCUAUGCAACUCGACACGUACUAUGGAGAUAACAGUUUACGCAAUCAUCAGUACGCAGGGUCAGAGAAGAAAGCUGCAUAUUUCAUCGGCACAUACAGCUCACACUCUGGAGACGAGCUGAGAAGGGCCCAGCACCCAGAGCCAUUCUACGAUGAACCAGACAGAAAGAACUACAACAGACUGUACCUGUCAUCCCCGCAAGGCUACGGAGCGGAGCAGUUUGAGGAUGACCCAGUCCGCCUGACCCCGUCGUCCCCUGACGGCUACACCGGCCAGCCACUCCCAUUUAAAUCCAACACUAACUAUGUGGACUUCUACUCCACCACACGGCGGCCUUCCAACAGGGCCAACAACUUCACCGGAUCCCCCGACUCCUGGGUGUAAACAUCAAAUAUUUGCCGAGGAAGAUCUGUGGUUGAAAGAGAGCUGAAAGAUCUGGGCUGGAAAUAUCAGCUAACAUUCAACUACGUCCUUAGACUAGUCCUGAAAUAUGUACCAUAAGGGCACUAGGUAACAUCUGUCACACGCUGGUGAGCCUUAGAGAUAAGGAGCCAGUUUCCAACCGACUCCAAAGUCAUUAUUAGGGUCCAACGAGGGUUUCGGUGGAAGGUACUCUUACAAAGCCAAGCCUAACGUGUUUGUGUAACGCAAUCGUUUUCUCUGCAGUACAAUUGUGCAGUCUGUUGGCUUCUUAAUGUGAAUAAAAUGGAGGCGGGGGUUGGGGGGGGUUGACCCAGGAAAAUUAGUGGGAAUUUAAAAGGGGAUUCAGGUGCAUCAUUCAUGUGACGCAGUGAUCCCCAAACUAUUUCAAGGUUUUCAGACGGCAAACUCACCGAUGGGUGUCCUCACUUUGGGACCUAAAAGGAUAACUCAUCGCUUUUAUGUCUGUUGGCCAUAAGUGCAGUAGUACAUCAUUCAAUAUGUGGGAAAAAUAUCUAUUUGUAUAGAUACAAUGUUGGAAGCGUCCUGUUGAAUUGUUGUAUUUAAUCUGUCAAACUUUCUAUGUGACCAUGUGAGGAAGAUUUUUGUAUUAUUUAUGAAGAACAUUGACUUACCUGUGACUUGACCAAGCUAACUAAGCUGUCUGUUCUGUCCAAAUUGCUGAUGAAGAUUAUGUGCAAUGUUACAAAUGGAAAUAGUGUAUAUGAUUAAAGGGAAAACGUGAUGAAAUGAUAAUAAAAACCUGGAAAUUAUUUCUUUGGU